AUGUCAAAUGAUGAAGAUAAUCAGAAAAAUUGUGGAGAUGGUGAACGGUUUAAUCAUUUCGAUGGUCAUCAACAUGUUCAUGUUUUGCCAGGGAUUAACCUGGUCGUAGCUAGAGUUAUCUCUCGACUUGGGAUUAAAUGGAUUCGUGUUCCCAUUGAAUAUAUUUCAGAAACAUCCUGUUGUAUUACUGAAUCUGAAAUAAAUUUCUAUAGAGAAGUAUCUGAUCAAGCGAUGAAAGCAAAGGAAAUAUUUUCAUCCUAUAGUUUAAAAUAUACUCAAAAAUUUAUUGGAAUGGCGCUGAUGGGAAAAAACCAAACAAUGGAAUCAUUGGAUCAGUCUUUAUCAUCUUUUGAAGAUUGUAAGAAUGUUGAAUUUAUGGUUCAUCCUGGUUAUAGAACAAUAAAACAUACCAAUGAAUCUAAUAAUCUUGAAGGCUGUGGAGAUCCUGAUGGUCCUGAUUUAUUUUCACAGUCAAGUGAUCGAGAACAUGAAAUGUUUUUUCUUACAAGUGAUGAAUUUAAAGACUAUUUAAUGGUACAUAACUAUGAACUUUUGAAAUUUUCCGACUUAUCAUAA
Schistosoma intercalatum is the source of this 576-nucleotide messenger RNA. The record is from the annotation of a GenBank genome assembly. Lineage: Eukaryota; Metazoa; Platyhelminthes; Trematoda; Strigeidida; Schistosomatidae.